AUGGAUCAAGAUGCAUUCAGAAAGCUGCUGGCGACUCCAAGAGCUCCUUCCUCUUCACAGACUCCUGCUACGCCACGAACACAGCAACCAGAAAAACAGCAAAAAGAUAACGAUGGAUUCGCCAAACCAGCUCCAAAGAAAAAGGCCUAUGUAAAACCCAAAUCCAAAGAAGCAGUAGACGACGAAUCAUCAGACAGCAUUACGUACCGUGACCGAGCUAAGGAAAGACGUCAGGGAGUCAAUAUCGACUAUGCAGAUUCUGAGCAAAUGCUCGCUGUCCUCGAAGCCAGCAACCACUCUCAGCCAUCCGCUAUCGUCGCAUCCACACCAACGCUCGUAACCAGUCUCGAUCAAGCAAAAACAGCCCUUGUACGUGAACAGACCAAAUUCCUGGGCGGUGAUGUCGGCCACACACAUCUCGUGCGUGGGCUGGACAAGACGCUGCUGGAUAAAGUCAGGAAGGAGAUUGGACUUACCGAGGAUGAGAAAUCGAAAGAGGAGGAAGCAAAGGCGUAUAUAGAGACCCUGCAUGGCGAUGGUGGGAAGGUGGAGUUUAAUUCGCGGUUUGCGGAACGAGUGUAUACGCUUGCUGUCAAGACGCCAAAGGAGGGUAUACCGUUACGAAAUGAUUUGUUUCUGGAGGGACGUAUGGCGUUUCUGUGGGAUUUGGGGAUGGGAGAGGGGAAGGAGUAUAUUGGGAGUACGGAUUUGCCUACGGUGGUGAUUCGUAGUAAGGCUGAUGUCAAGGACUUUGAUCGCAAAAUGCAAGCAUCAAGCCACGAGAUUGUCAUUGAUAAGAUCCAGCAAGUCAUGGCAUUGCGUGGUAUAAUGGCAGGUGACUCGACUAGCACGACUGGCACGUCAAGUGAAAAGAAGCAAAUCAAACGACGAGAUAAGGAGAGGGCCAAGCAGCAGCAAUUAAAGCAGGAAGAACCUAAACCUCUACCUGCUGCGAUGGAUGUUGAUGACGAUGGAGACAUUUUCGCUGGUGUAGGCCGCGACUACUCACUAACCAUCGACGACUCACGGACCAAACACCCCACCGACCCAACACCACCAUCCACCAAACCAAAAUACUUUGACGACGACACAGAUAUGACAGACACCGACGCAUCACCAGCACUAGACACCCUCCUGCAGCAAUCCGCGAAUAUGGUAGACACCAUCUUGGGCGCCGGAACCUCAACGAAAAUGGUUGGAGCUACGAGUACGCCAAACGAGUAUGGCGCGAUACCGUCGCAUACCCAUGUGCCCAUCACGCCCAAGAAACGUUUGUUAGAGGAGGAAGGACGUUUAGAUGAGGAUCAGAUGGCGAUUGAGACGUCGAGGCAGAAGAAACUUGUUAGGAUGGAUGUGGAGGAUUUGGAUUCGGAGUCCGAGGGGGAGGAGGAUGCGGUUAAGAAGCCGAGUAUAUUUGAUAAGGCGGGUGGUAGUAGUGAUGGUGGAUUUAAGAAGCCUAGUGGUGAUGGUAGUUUCAAGAAGGGUGUGAAAGAAUCUGGCAAAGAGCCUGGGAAGGGUAAGCCAGACAAGAAGAAAAAGUUUAAUGCUGAGUAUCAGCAGGUUGAGAAGCUGAUGAGUCAAAAGUAUGGGCAGAAGCUAGGUAAAUAA
Messenger RNA from Synchytrium microbalum, 1608 nucleotides. RefSeq lists its product as uncharacterized. The record is from RefSeq and is a predicted model, not a curated record. Gene Ontology annotation, cellular component: nucleus. Lineage: Eukaryota; Fungi; Chytridiomycota; Chytridiomycetes; Synchytriales; Synchytriaceae. Bases 1 to 1608 code for a protein of 535 amino acids. The transcript is spliced from 4 exons. Gene Ontology annotation, biological process: mRNA splicing, via spliceosome.